AUGGCGGACCGAUACUCCUUCUCCCUUACAACCUUCUCCCCCAGCGGAAAGCUGGUGCAGAUCGAGUAUGCCCUCAACGCCGUAAACCAGGGUAUCACUGCCCUUGGUAUCAAAGCCACCAACGGUAUCGUCCUCGCCACCGAGAAGAAGUCCUCCUCCCCCCUCGCCGACCAGAGCUCCCUCGCCAAGAUCAGCAACAUUACCCCCAACAUCGGCAUGGUAUACUCUGGCAUGGGCCCCGACUAUCGAGUAUUGGUGGACCGCGCACGCAAGGUCUCGCACACCGGUUACAAGCGCAUCUACAACGAGUACCCCCCCACUCGGAUAUUGGUGCAGGAUGUUGCGCGAGUUAUGCAGGAGGCCACCCAGUCCGCUGGUGUUCGACCUUACGGUGUGAGCCUGUUGGUCGCCGGUUGGGAUGAGGGCAUCGAGCCUGAGGAGGAGGAGGCUGCCGAGGCUGAGAGUGGUGAGAAGAAGGUCAACAAGAAGACUGGCGGCAUCCACAAGGGCGGCCCCAUGCUUUACCAGGUCGACCCCUCGGGCAGUUACUAUCCCUGGAAGGCCACGGCCAUCGGCAAGAGCGCGACCAAGGCAAAGACAUUCCUGGAGAAGCGAUACUCGGAGGAGCUCGAGCUUGAGGAUGCCAUCCACAUUGCGCUCCUGACCCUGAAGGACAACAUUGAGGGAGAGAUGAACGGAGACACCAUUGAGAUUGGUAUUGUUGGUGCCCCCGCGGAGCACCUUCUGGGCCUUGAGGGCGUCGAGGGGGCUGUCGGACCCCGUUUCAGAAAGCUGACUCCUCAAGAGAUUGAGGAUUACCUGACGAGUCUAUGA
Fusarium keratoplasticum is the source of this 834-nucleotide messenger RNA. RefSeq names its product Proteasome subunit alpha type. The transcript is spliced from 5 exons. Gene Ontology annotation, cellular component: proteasome core complex; proteasome core complex, alpha-subunit complex. The record is from RefSeq and is a predicted model, not a curated record. Bases 1 to 834 code for a protein of 277 amino acids. Gene Ontology annotation, biological process: ubiquitin-dependent protein catabolic process. NCBI's taxonomy places the organism in Eukaryota, Fungi, Ascomycota, Sordariomycetes, Hypocreales, Nectriaceae.